ACCACUACAACACUCCCGUUGACGAUCCACAAGACCAUGAUUGGUGGAGAAGGCCAAGUCCAUGGGACACUCUUUCUGAGCAUUGUCGACUCCAUGACCCGAGUUUUGGUAUCAUCCCGAAAGGAGCCUGGUUCUGGGUAGUGGGGUGGAGGUUUGGUGACUGAUGUUGCUGGAUUUGCUUGCGCGGCCUACCGAAGGACCACCAACUACAUUCGUAUCCCAACCACUGUCAUUGGCCUGAUCGACGCCAGUGUCAGUAUCAAGGUCGCCGUCAACUACGGCAACUACAAGAACCGACUUGGAGCUUACCACGCCCCAAUGCACACAUUCCUCGACUUCUCUUUCCUGAAGACACUCCCAGAAGCACAAGUCAGAAACGGCUUUGCAGAGUUGAUCAAGAUCUCCACAUGUGGUCACAGGCCAACUUUCGAGCUUCUCGACAAGUACUGUGAGAAGUUGAUCUCCUCGCGCUUCGGUCGUGACAACGUCGAUCCCGAGAUCCGACAGGCAGCGGAUGAGAUAAACCGUGCCGGUAUCUUUGAGAUGUUGAAGCUUGAGACACCUAACCUCCACGAGAUUGGUCUGGACCGUGUCAUUGCUUACGGCCAUACCUGGAGUCCUCUCCACGAGCUCUCUCCUAAGGUCCCCCUCCGCCACGGUCACGCCAUCUCCAUCGACAUGGCAUACUCAGCCACACUGGCCAACCAGCGCGGUCCUACUCAGCGAUGAGGAACACAAGCGUUUGUUGAACCUCUUCUCAAGAGCAGGUCUGUCCAUGGACCACGAGAUGUUCGACGAGGACAUGCUCGAGAAGGCCACCACAGCUAUCCUCAAGACCCGAGAUGGUCUGCUCCGUGCCGCCGUACCCAACCCUAUCGGAACAUGCGUCUUCUUGAACGAUGUGUCCGCUAAGGAGAUGAACGCUGCGCUGAAAAAGCACAAGGAGCUGAUGAAGGGCUACCCACGAGAGGGUGCCGGUCUUGAUGCUUACGUCGACGCCAGUGAUACUGGCUACACUUUGAACGAUGUGCCAGUCGAGGAGGCGUUGAAGAACCCCAAGGUCGCAAACGGUAUGAGCAAUGGCGCCGCCAACGGACACACACCAAAUGGUCUGAAGGACAUUGCCAACGGAUACCCCAAUGGUCACAAGAACUAAGAAUGAGCAUGUGUAGAAACAUGAUAAAACUUGCGGUGGUGGUAACACCGAAGAUUCGGUGCGCCGUCCGUAUCAGCUUGUAGCUGUUAGCUUCUUAAUGAAUCAAGUUUGUGAUCACUACUC
Messenger RNA from Parastagonospora nodorum SN15, 1279 nucleotides. RefSeq lists its product as hypothetical. Gene Ontology annotation, molecular function: 3-dehydroquinate synthase activity. Bases 319 to 729 code for a protein of 136 amino acids. The transcript has 4 exons. Lineage: Eukaryota; Fungi; Ascomycota; Dothideomycetes; Pleosporales; Phaeosphaeriaceae. The record is from RefSeq and is a predicted model, not a curated record.